AUGCCCUUUCUCAACCCCGUCCAUGGACUGGUCGUCCCCUUCCUCUGCCUCUUCACCAUCCCUAUGGCCAUCUUCGCCGGAAUUACCUCGACCCUGGCCUUCUCCCUGCUCAUGUUCCGCGUAGCCAUCGUCUACGUUGACAUAGCCAUGGCCUUCGUCCCACAAUUCAUCAAAGGCCGCCACUACAGCCACAGCCUCACCGAAGGCGAACACUCAUAUGGACGCCGCCUCUCCAACUCUAGCAGAGGCAGCUACGGAAGCAGCCGGCGCGGAAGUGGAGAACACUCUCCCUCAGGCGUCGUCUCCCCUUCUCCUUACUACCAAAACCGCUACGAUGCUCCUCACCAGCGAAGUCCGCUCCGCCGCAAGACCAGCUACGGCUUUGGCUCUGUUCAUCGACGCUCUCGUCGCUCUAGUCAAGCAUCGAUCUCUCCUACCAUUGGCUCUAUCCGUGAAGACUCCGAGAUGGUCCCUGCGUUGCCCGAGUCCGGAGGGCUGGCACCUUCCGUCGGUAUCGAGCGAGACUUUGAAGGAGUAGGCGGUUGGAGACUGAAUGACUCCAACGACGACGAUGGAUGGGAGAAUAUCAACUCACGCCUGGAAUUACCGAUGGAAAGGUGUUCCAGUUUUGGAAGCCGGUAUCACAGCCUGAGCCAUCGGUCCCAUAGUGUUGGGCCCGGGUCGCAAUCGAUGGAAGGGCAAAGUAACGGUUGGUUGGGAAGUACUACUGUGAGUAGAAAGGGGACCAUGAGGAAUGGGAGUGGAAAUGGAACAAGUGGGUCUGGAUAUGGUGAUGGGGAGACGCAGCAGGCAAGUUGGAAUGGGAACGGGAAUGGGAACGGGACCGGGGGCAGGGCGAACAGGAGCGCUUCGGGGAGCAUCUCGAAGACGCUGACAGCGCUGACGCCGAGUGGUGGUGGCGAUGGUGGAAAGAAUCAUUAUCAGGGGAAUAAUGGGCCGUCGCCGAUGGGGUUGCUGGAGCAGGAGCAGGGGUAUUUUAAUAGAUCAACGGGAUAG
Sordaria macrospora k-hell is the source of this 1017-nucleotide messenger RNA. RefSeq lists its product as uncharacterized. Lineage: Eukaryota; Fungi; Ascomycota; Sordariomycetes; Sordariales; Sordariaceae. The record is from RefSeq and is a predicted model, not a curated record.